Messenger RNA from Parathielavia appendiculata, 666 nucleotides. RefSeq lists its product as uncharacterized. The transcript is spliced from 3 exons. NCBI's taxonomy places the organism in Eukaryota, Fungi, Ascomycota, Sordariomycetes, Sordariales, Chaetomiaceae. The record is from RefSeq and is a predicted model, not a curated record. Bases 1 to 666 code for a protein of 221 amino acids.
AUGAGCCUUCUUGACCUCUUCACGUCGUUGAUGCUUCAGAAUCCAGACGGUCAAAUGAAGUCGCGAAACCUGCUCCUUUUGCAGAGAGCUCAAGCUCUCAUCGAAUCCAUUCAGCGCAACGACCACGAGCUCAUGAGGAGCAGGCCCUUCAACCCAAUUCCUGCUCGCCAAAGCGGUGUGCGAGAUGAAAGUUCUGGCACAGUGCCCAAACGAAAGGCGGCUACUUCAAAGGGUUCGCCAUUGACCAAGGCCCAAGAAUGCAUCUUCCCAUCUGCGUCCGGGACGGCACUUCAGGAAGCCAAGCUGGAGCGGAACCCCAGUAUGGCUAUGAAUGCCUUGGCCCGCCUGCAACUGGAUACCCGGGGCGACAUGGACGGCUACCUGGCGACUUGUUUGUCUCGGUACAUUGUCUCGAAAGAAGGCGAGGAUGAAAUGAAACCCCUCAGAAACCUCGAGAGGGUGGAUGGGGUGGCCGACGAGCUGUGGGCGUGGACCGUCAUCCGAGUCCUGCUCGUUGCUACAUCCCGCGCCAACAGCGCUAGAUCCGGGGAUGUCGAUGACAUCGCUGCUAAGAUGUUUACGGACGAAAACGCAGCGAAGUGGUGCACGCUGCCUUCCGCGAUCAUGUUGUUCUCGCGCGAGGAGCUCGGGAUUUCUGCUGGUUGA